Carassius carassius (crucian carp) is the source of this 2209-nucleotide messenger RNA. RefSeq names its product cAMP-dependent protein kinase catalytic subunit PRKX-like. The transcript has 8 exons. Gene Ontology annotation, biological process: protein phosphorylation. The record is from RefSeq and is a predicted model, not a curated record. Gene Ontology annotation, molecular function: protein serine/threonine kinase activity; ATP binding. Lineage: Eukaryota; Metazoa; Chordata; Actinopteri; Cypriniformes; Cyprinidae. Bases 680 to 1753 code for a protein of 357 amino acids.
GUGUCUACAUGUGCUACAAACUACAGUGAAAAUACGUACACUCGAGCUGUCAAUAAGGAAGUGUCCCGCCUUUUCUUACGUUCGAUUGGACAUUGCAGCAAUCGCUCUGCAUAUGAUUGGUUGACGCCGUUGCCUGUCAGUUUUCAAGCAUUUCUCUGCUUCCUUGCCACUGAACGAUGUUUUGAAGGAGAAAUGGGUUCAGGUUUCUUUGAUGGGGACGAAAGGGGGAAGUAAAUAAUUUAAAUGUCUCAUAUAUCCGGCAGUUUACAUUAAGAGACUAUCAACCAGCGUCCGUGCCGUAUCCGCGCUCCUCGUCUGGAUAACCUCCUGGAUUCGUAAGAAUGAAGUUUGAAUCUUGUCCGCUGCGCUCCUGUCUUUGUUAACGUAUCGUUAGUUGUGCCGGGGACGUCUGUAAUAAAGUGCCGAAUAAAAGAAAGUACAAUUUACAUUUUAACGACCGGUUUACUAGUCUUUUCAGUCCUGAUAAUUGUCUGGCUACCAGGCGAUGGAAAGCAGAGGGUCACGGGCUGGUUUGUGCGAACAAAGGAUAUGUUAACUUGACCGAAACAGAUCAAUGUGUGUGUUAUCAAUAGCGUGUUUUCCAAAAGCGGAAAAUCUGGACUUGAUAUCUAGAAGUGGCCAUUAAUGUGGCUAGAGUUAGAAAACCAUACGGAAGAAGAUGGCAGCAACUAAAGGCAAAGCUGGACUACAUAAUGAAAGCCGUUCUGGUCGGGAUAGUGGCAGGAUAGACGCAGGCAGUCCCACGGUAUCCGCAGCGGCCGCAUCCCUGACCACCAACAGGACCUACACACUAGAUGACCUGGACACUAUUGCCACUGUUGGUACAGGAACCUUUGGAAGGGUUUUUCUGGUGAAGGAUAAAAAGACACGAGGUUUCUUUGCUCUGAAAGCAAUGAAAAUCCCAGAUGUGAUUCGCCUGAAGCAGGAGCAACACGUACAUAAUGAGAAAGAGGUUCUGACGGAGGUGAACCAUCCUUUCCUUGUCAGAAUGUUCUGGACGCACCAUGAUGAUAAUUUCCUGUACAUGUUAAUGGAAUAUGUGAAUGGUGGUGAACUCUUCAGCUAUUUACGUAGCCGAGGGCGUUUCAGCAACAGCACUGGAAUGUUUUAUUCAGCUGAAAUUGUGUGUGCCAUUGAAUACCUUCACUCCAAAGAAAUCGUCUACAGAGAUCUGAAACCAGAGAAUAUACUACUGGACAGUGAGGGGCACAUUCGGUUGACAGAUUUUGGGUUCGCAAAAAAGCUCUCAGAAAGGACAUGGACUCUUUGUGGUACUCCUGAGUAUUUGGCUCCAGAAGUGAUCCAGAGUAAAGGUCACGGUCGAGCCGUGGACUGGUGGGCUCUGGGUAUUCUCAUCUUUGAAAUGCUUGCAGGGUAUCCACCGUUUUUUGAUGAUAAUCCCUUUGGCAUCUACCAGAAGAUCCUGGCCGGAAAGCUGGAGUUUCCACGGCAUCUGGAUUUCUAUGUAAAGGACCUAAUCAAGAAGUUUCUGGUGAUUGAUCGGGCAAGAAGGCUUGGAAACAUAAAGAAUGGAGCUGAUGAUAUAAAGAAGCACAGAUGGUUUAAGUCAGUAGACUGGGAUUCUGUGCCUUGUAGAAAACUCAAGCCACCCAUAGUUCCCAAGGUGUCUCACGAGGGGGACACGUCUAACUUUGACACCUAUCCAGAGGAUGAGUGGAAGAAGGACACACCAGUGGCAGCUAAGGAUUUGGAAAUUUUCAAGAACUUCUGAAAGGAUAUUCUUUUGAAUGAAUAAAAAGACAGGACUGAUGACAGAUAAUGAUUAGAUAAUGAGCUGAAGUUUUAGCAUAACCAUUCAGGAGACAUUAAAAGGUCAAAGCUGUAUUAUUAUUAUAGGCAUGUCUUGCCUGCUUGUCCUUGAGUCCUGCACACUUGAGAAAGAGACUUCUUCUGGUCAUCAUUAUUGUCAUCAUAAUCAUGGUCAAAUGUUCCCCAGGAAACAUUUCAUCACUUCAACGUCUUGUAAGAUGAGCAACUUGAUUCAACACCCUCUUAUAGGAGUCUCUUAUAUUAUGCAAAAUGAUUUUUAUAUAUAUAUACAUUAUUUUAAAUAAGCAAUAUCAAUAUUCUGUUCAAGGUUCUUUUUGCUGGAUCAACACAAUGUCCUUGCUUUUGCCUAAACAUCUAUGGUCAUGGGUUUUGUUUUGACUUUAUACCUUAAUUUUUU